CUACAGUAGAGACGAUGGCUAGCGAGAAGCAACGAUGCCGCAUCAGCAGAGUUCCCGAUCACAUCCGAGGCGUCAACCCGGCACUGUUCGCACCAGCCGUCUUUCCAAUCGGGCCUUACCAUGCCCACGUCGGGGCGGGAGGAGCGCCGGAGAGAGCUCGGAGACUCAAGGAGCAGUGCCUCGACGAAGUCGUCCGGCUGAGCGGAAGCAAGCGCGGCGACUUCCUUGCGCAGAUGAGGAGCCUCGUGAAGCGAGCGAGGGAGUACUACACCGAAGACAUCGACAUGGAGGACGAGGCCAUGGCAGAGAUGCUGCUCCUGGACGGGAGCUUCGUCCUCGCCUCCCUCCAUGGGACAGCACGGCUAACUCGAGGAUCGUCGACAUGUGGGGAGACAGAAUCCUCGGAUUGCGCUAAUUCUUUCACCUGCCUGGAAGAGAGCGACGAGGAGAAUCAGGUGGCUGUGGCGAACACGGACGUCGAUAGCUGGCACCAUUUCAACGUGGCGCGGGAUCUCUUCCUCGUGGAGAACCAGAUCCCGUUCUUCGUGGUGCAGAAGAUAUACGAGCUCCUCGUCAAGAACCACCCACGCGCGGAUCGCCGGGCCGUCAGCGCCGUGGAGGCGUAUGUCCGGGACGUGAUGGCCGUCUACGCGAAGGGCGACGGCGAGGCGGCAGCGCUGCAGCCGCACCAUCUGCUUCACCUCAGCCACAUGUACCUGAGACCAAUCGAGCAGCUCUCGCCCUGGAGCGACGACGGCAAGUGCUCCGUCACGACCGUGGGCCGGCUUCGCCGGGCCACGCAGUACCGCGGGCUCAUGGUGCGCUUCCGGAAGCUGGACAUCGGCGGCAAGGCGGCGCCGCGCAGCAUCCUGGACUUGGCGUUCCGCGGCGGCGCGCUGGAGAUACCGCGGCUGGAGAUCGACGGCGACACGUGGAGGCAGAUGGCGAACCUCGUCCUGCUGGAGCAGGCGAGCCCGCACGUCGGGCUCUACGUCACGGCGUACUGCGCCUUCAUGUCGCAGCUCGCCGGCACCGCCGACGACGUCGCGCUGCUCUGCGAGAGCGGGAUCAUCGAGCACCACCUCGGCGGCGACGGGGACGUCGUCGAGGGGUUCCGGAAGCUCUGCGACGGCAUCAUCUUCGACGCCAACGACGACGCGUACAACUACCUCAGGCCGGUGUACCAGGCGUUGGAGGAGCACUGCCGUCGCCGCACGCCGAAGCUGCUUCGCUGGCUGCGAGCACACGCCAACUGCCCCAACCCAUGGAUGGUUCUCGGCGUCCUCACCAUCAUCACCCUGCUCUGUUUCAUCGUGCAGCAGCUGCACCAUGCCACUCUAAGGAACCCUGCGACUUGAGAAAUAACUGAUCCGCAACGUUUGUUACCGCUGUCCACGAGCACGGUAAGCAUCCUGUCGCAAAGUUUCUAAUCCUUUCAGAAUUUUACUGUUUUUAAGAAGUUACUGAUAGAUAUACAAUGUUUUUAAAUUAUAGUACCUUCGGUAUCUUUCGAAAAAUAAAGAUACACGAAGGUACUAUAAAUUAAAAUAGAAAAUAGCAUAUCUCCCGGUAUUAUCACUAGUACCUUAGUAUGAGUGUUUCUGUUGUUUUGUUACGGGAACAUGCGGUAGGGUGUUCUCUGUUGCAUGGUAUGCAUGUUUAUGUAAAACAGAAUAAAUGUCUUAAAGAGAUCAUCUCAUUCUGUUCUGUUGGACCCUAAUAUUUGCAAACUGGUGCAAACAUGCAAUUUAUAUAUAUUCAG
Oryza brachyantha (malo sina) is the source of this 1762-nucleotide messenger RNA. RefSeq lists its product as uncharacterized. Lineage: Eukaryota; Viridiplantae; Streptophyta; Magnoliopsida; Poales; Poaceae. The transcript has a single exon. Bases 15 to 1358 code for a protein of 447 amino acids. The record is from RefSeq and is a predicted model, not a curated record.